UACAGUCCUAUGUAGGCCAGAGAUUGGAUCACUCUCGGAUCAGCUUACUUCCUAGCGGCGGAAUAUACCCUAAUUGCGAUGAUCGGUGUUCACGGGUGAGAAGAACAGUGACGCACCAAUCUCGAUCCGGCGUCCCGAUUGCGCCUUCGUACAAUUCUCCUUUUGGCAAAUCCCUGAGGGCUGAAACCGGCGACAUGAUCGAGGAAGACCUGGAGGCCUCGACCUCUUUCUCCUCCACGUUCGGCGGCGGCAAUGAAGGUGGCGGAGGCUUUGCGCCGCUACUACUGCGGCCGCGGCGGGAGCCCUUUGAGCACGGGCUCCUCCCUAUUCCGAAGUUGAUAUUCGCUGACGGAACCCUAACCCUAGGUCCAAUCCAGCAGCGCCUUCUUCAGCUUCCAACUGACCGGGUCGACGCGGCGGCGCUUGCGGAUGCCCUGCAGAUUCCUAUCGACCAUGCGCUACUCGCCCUUGAUACCCUUGCGGCCGUUCUGCCAUCGGAUGCUAACUCAGCCGGGGCCGACGUCCAUGACCUAAUCCUCUUUCUGUAUAUGCAAUCUUACAAGAAGUUGGUCCCUAGGGCGCACAAGGACUCCGCGGCCGUUGCUGAUGUUUGGCCGUCGACCUCGGCCUUCGAUGGGUACCUGUCUGCUCUAUCUCCGCUACAGCUUGUACGUAGUAACACUCGCCGAUCUAUGCCUUCACAAGCUGACGAGGAAGCUCAUCAAUUGUCAUAUUUACAAAAACAUAUGGCAAAUCUGAUUGCUCUUCUAGCUGAGUCUGCAGAAGGACAUGAUGAUGAAUCACUGGUUCUCACAAUGGAAAGAUUUGAGCACCUUGGUUUUCUCAUUCAAUUUGAGAAGGGAUGUGAUGUGGUUCCUUUAAGGCAAGCAGCCCCGUUUUUCUCAAAUUCAGAUUCAGAGAUGCCUGCUGCUCCUGUCUCAGCUGCCCAAGUUCAUGACUGGAUUUCACAAAUCAUAACAACUUCAUUAGAGCAUAAUGCUGAGAAGAUCAUGGCUAAGGAAAAUGGUCCUUCCAAUGCCUCGGAUGUUGAUGUAACUAUGGUUGAUGCAACUCCAUGCCAUUCAAGGAACCAGACUAGUAUCUCAAAAAAUGGGAGUCCAAUGCAAGGCAGUCCUGGGAAUUUUAGAACUCAGACAUUUGUGGAAGGCAUCUCUAAAGCUUCAUUAGUCAAGCAACCAUGUGACAUUAAAGGACAUUCUGUUAAGAUUUUGAAUUGCCAUGAUUCAGUGAUAUAUUUACUAGCACCCGUGAAAUAUGCUAUUGUUAAUGGCUGUUCUGAUGCAACUAUUGUUCUUGGUGCUAUUGGUAAGGACGUAAGAGUGGAGCACUGUGAAAGGGUACAACUGAUUGCUGCUGCUAAACGCAUUUGUAUUGCAAACUGCCGGGAAUGUAUAUUUUAUUUGGGAGUUAAUCAACGGCCUCUUUUUCUUGGAGAUAAUCAUAAACUACAAGUGGCUCCAUUCAAUACCUAUUACCCACAGAUUGAAGAGCACUUGGCUUAUGCUGGUGUUGAUGCAACCAUUAAUAAGUGGGAUGAACCGGUGGUGCUGGGAUUGGUUGAUCCUCAUGACUCACUAUCUCAUCCUGCUGGAGUGUCUGAUGUUCAAGCUGAAUCUGCAGCAUACCUUGAUCCCGAGCAAUUUUCAAAUUUUUGGAUUCCCAGCUGGUUUGGAGAUUCAUCCUCACAUUUAACAAGAUAUAAUCCUUUUCCAUUACCUGAAAUAUAUGUGGCAUCUCAGAGGAAUAAGCUUUUACUUCUGGCUGAAAUCCAAAAAGCUAUAAGGGAUUUGCAAAUAGAUGAUGACAAGAGACGGGAACUAGCAUGUGCUCUUCAUGUGCAUUUCAAGGAUUGGUUAUAUGCUUCAGGCAAUAUACGCCAACUCUACUGCUUACAGGGAGAUUGAAGCUGAUCAAGUGUUUCCAAGACGAUCCGAUUCUCUCUUUGGUUAGAGCUGUCUAUCCCCAUUCAUCAGUGUCAUUUGCUGGCAACAACUUUAUUUUGCACUAAAUCUGAGUUCUCAAUUUUGGGUGUUGUCAGUGGACAAGCCGUGUGAAUAUGCUAUAUUUGUCCCCUGUAGUUAACUGUAUUAUUAAUCUUGUUCUAGGCAUUGCAGAUAUUUUCCUCUUUUGUAUUUUUCUUCUUGGGGGUGUAAUCUAGGUGGUCUUUGUUCGAUGGGAUAGAUUUGUUUGGAGCAGGGAAAUAAAAGAAAGUUACGUGAUCCUUUGAAGUGGGCUGCCAUACAUACCCUAGUUGAGUUUAUGCUUUUAAAAGCCUGUUCGUUAGUUUUCAGGUUAAGGAUAGUUUGUUGAAUUGCUUGAAAUGUAUGGUAAUAUCUUUCGUAAUGCAAAAACAGCUUGUAUAGAGUAUUAUUUGAGGUGUCAUGCCUGCUUGUAAUGACAGUAAAUCAUUGUAUUUCAACUUCAUCUUUCUGCUUCAGACCAGAAAUAGCGAGUUUUUUGCAUAA
Dendrobium catenatum is the source of this 2486-nucleotide messenger RNA. Its product is annotated as TBCC domain-containing protein 1. Bases 195 to 1925 code for a protein of 576 amino acids. The transcript is spliced from 9 exons. The record is from RefSeq and is a predicted model, not a curated record. Lineage: Eukaryota; Viridiplantae; Streptophyta; Magnoliopsida; Asparagales; Orchidaceae.